GGCCCCGUACGGCCGCGCAUGUAUGAAUUGCUCGCAGGCGAAAUGCAAAUGCAUCCUUUCCAAAGAUGGAGGCCAGUGUCAACGCUGUCAGCGCCUCCACAAAGAAUGUCGCCCCUCCGCGUUCCAGCGCCGGCAAAAUCUCCGCAAAUCCGCCGCCACGAAGAGCGGCCGCCUGGAGAAGAAGCUGGAUGAUGUGGUCGCGCUGCUUCGUGCCCGGGCUGCGCAUGCAUCUGGUAGCAGUGCGGCCGCAGAUGAAUACGCUGACUUGAUCGAGGACCAGUUGAACGCAACGACGCCGGCAAGGCCCCGGCCACGGACUCGGACUCCGCGCAGUGUCUCACGGAGGAAACCCGACGUCGAAUCCCAAAAUGUCAGUAAUCCGCAGGCCCGGUUGCAGUCCACCGAGCCGAUCGAGCAGACAUCGAGGGGUCUCGGCUCAGCGGCUCCCUCGCCAGAAGACGCUGCCCUCGAGCUUCCGCCGUGGCAAGCCGAAGAGUGUUUGGCGGCGUUUCUCACGCAGAAACUGCCGUAUCUCCCAUUCAUCGACUUUCCGUCAGGGACCACGGCACGGCGUCUGCAGCGCGAGCGGCCGUUCACGUGGCUAUGCGUGAUGGCGGUUGCUGCGAAGAGCGCGAAGCAGCGCAGUGCGCUCUGCGACAGGGUCAAAGAGAUUGUCGCGCAGAAAGCGGUGCUCGACUACGGGGGUCGCGAUCUCGAUCUCCUCCUGGGCAUACUGAUCUUCAUCGCUUGGUCCGGCCAGCAAGUCUUCCGCAAGCUCAACCUGAUCAUGUUCAGCCAGCUCGCCAUUGCGGUGGUGUAUGAUCUCUCGCUGGACAAGCCCUCCUCGCUGGAGAACUCUCUCCUGCUGUGUCUGCAUUCUUCAGUGGACGACGACCCUCCGCCGCUGCCCGUCCGGUCCAAAGAGGAGCGUCGAGCCGUGCUAGGUUGUUAUCUCCUCACCUCGAGCGUCGCCCUCUUCUUCAAGAAAGCCUCAUCCCUCCGCUGGACACCAUACCUCGAAGAAUGCCUCGAAACCCUAACCCAGCACCCCGAUACCCCCAACGACGAAGUCCUCGUCCACCAAGUCCGCUACCAACACGUCAACGACCAACUCAACCAGAAUCACCCCGAAAACCCCAACCCCCUUCAAGCCCCAAUCCCAUGCCCCAUCCCACUCCCCACCUACCAACACGCCCUCACCACCUAUCUCCAAUCCGCCCAAACCAAAUUCCCCCCGCACACCCAAGAAUACAAAAUAAUCCACCUCCACAACACCCACACCGCCCUAACCCUCACCGAACCCUCGCUCCUCAAUCCCACCAACCCCAAAACCCAAACCCCCCGCCUCAACCUCCCCCACCUCGACCACCUCACCGCCGCCCUCACCGCCACACAAGCCUGGCUCGACAACUUCCUCACCAUCCCGCCCGCCGAGUACAGCGGCUUCCCCUUCACGGUCUUCGCGCAGCUGGCCCGCACCCUGGCGGCGCUGUGGCGGCUCUCCACGCUGGAGGAUCCGCUGUGGGAUCGCGGGGGUGUACGACGGGCGGUGGAUGUGUUGGGGGUGUUGGAUCGCGUGGUGGGGAAUUUGGGGCAGGCGGCGGCGUUGGCGAGGUUGGAGGGGGGGAGGAGGUUCUUUGGGAAUUCGGGGGGAGGCGGGGAUGGGGAGGAGGAUGGGGAGGGGGUGGAUGAGGGGGAGGUGUUUUUCCAGUCGGUGGGGAAGUAUGAGGCUAUGCGGUUGGCUUGGGAACGGAAGUUGAGGUUGGGGGCGAAUGUCGGUGCUGGAGGGGGUGGGGGGAGGGAGGGGGUGCAGCUGCCGUUGUGUCAGGAUGUUUCUGGGUUUGGGUCUGGGUCUGGGUCUGGGGGUGCUGGAGCUGGUGCUUUGGGGGUGGGAGUUGGGUAUGAUGACUGGUUGAGUGAGUUUUUGAAUUCGAUGGUGCAUUGA
This is a messenger RNA of Aspergillus uvarum CBS 121591, 1945 nucleotides long. RefSeq lists its product as uncharacterized. The record is from RefSeq and is a predicted model, not a curated record. The coding region runs from base 23 to 1945 and encodes 640 amino acids. Gene Ontology annotation, cellular component: nucleus. The transcript has 5 exons. Lineage: Eukaryota; Fungi; Ascomycota; Eurotiomycetes; Eurotiales; Aspergillaceae. Gene Ontology annotation, molecular function: transcription cis-regulatory region binding; DNA-binding transcription factor activity, RNA polymerase II-specific. Gene Ontology annotation, biological process: regulation of DNA-templated transcription.